Scophthalmus maximus (turbot) is the source of this 3214-nucleotide messenger RNA. RefSeq names its product integrin alpha-6. Bases 1 to 3159 code for a protein of 1052 amino acids. Gene Ontology annotation, cellular component: external side of plasma membrane; integrin complex. The record is from RefSeq and is a predicted model, not a curated record. Lineage: Eukaryota; Metazoa; Chordata; Actinopteri; Pleuronectiformes; Scophthalmidae. The transcript has 25 exons. Gene Ontology annotation, molecular function: integrin binding. Gene Ontology annotation, biological process: cell-matrix adhesion; cell adhesion mediated by integrin; cell-cell adhesion.
AUGGCAAAGCAUUGGCACAUUGUGUACCUGUGCAGUGUUUGUUUGGUUUAUGGCGCGGCGUUCAACCUGGACACUGAGAAUGUGCUGCAGAGACGUGGUGAUCCAGGAACCCUGUUUGGAUUUUCCGUUGCCUUUCACCAGCAGCUGAGCCCCGUCAGAAAGAACCUAUUGCUGGUGGGAGCGCCACGAUCAGAACACCAGAACCAGGGGAAUGUUACAGGUGUAGUUUACCAGUGUGAUCUGACUUCAACAUCUGAGCGCUGUCAGCCCAUUGAGUUUAACAAUGCAGAGUUCCUCGAUAGUAAAGGCAUAAAUGGCCAGUGGAUGGGCGUGAGAGUGACGAGCCAAGGUCCCGGUCAAAACGUAAUGACUUGUGCUCAUCGAUACCAGCAGUGGAGCCCGAGCCCAGGCGAGUACGUGCCUCGCCUGGUGACGGGUCAGUGCUAUGUCUUGGGGGACGACCUGAAGGUCGGGAAGGAAGAGAGGGACUGGAGGAGGGUCGUUUGUGAUUCUGAUCACCUAAUCAGACGUCGCAAGGACCAUGAGUGGUUUGCGUACUGCCAGCAGGGUCACGGAGCAGCUUUUGCAAAGGACAACAGAUCGCUGUUGUUCGGCGCCCCCGGCGCUUAUCUGUGGAAAGGAAUUGUGCGAAUGGAGCUCUUGGACAACCUGGAAAUGUUCAGUGAUGAUCCUCGUGAAACUGGGGAUAUUGACCUGUUUAAAUCAGAGCUCAUUCCUCUCCAGAGAGACAGCUACCUGGGAUUCUCCAUUGAUUCUGGUAUGGCCCUGAUCAGGAAGGGUGAGCUGACGAUCGUAUCAGGAGCCCCCAGAGGAGGCUACAGCGGCCAGGUGACAUUUCUUAAGGCGGAUCCUGUGGCUAAGAGGAGUUUGUCCGUGGAGGUGGUCCUCUCUGGUCCAGGCCUGGCCUCCUCCUUUGGCUACGACGUGGCUGUGGUGGAUUUCAACGGCGACGGGUGGGAGGACCUUGCUGUUGGAGCUCCGCAGUUCUGUGACAAAGAGGGUUUGGUCGGAGGAGCAGCCUACGUCUAUAUCAACAAGAAAGGGAAGAACUGGGAGGAUGUCGUUCCAACGCAGCUUCUUGGACAUAGAGAAUCCAUGUUCGGCCUCGCAGUGGAAAGCAUAGGAGACAUCAAUCAAGACGGUUAUGGAGAUAUUGCUGUGGGGGCACCAUAUGAUGGUUCUGGUCGCGUAUAUGUCUACUGCGGCUCAUCUGAUGGUAUCGACAAAAAGCCGGCACAGGUCCUCUCGCCAGGAUCCAAAAACAACCUGUUUGGAUAUUCUCUGUCGGGCAACUUGGACGUGGAUGACAAUCAGUACCCGGAUUUGGCUGUGGGGUCUCUCUCAGAUUCUGUUUUUAUUUACAGAGCAAGGCCAGUGGUCAGUGUUCGCAGCACUCUACAGGUGACACCAGGUGAAAUAGACAUCACAAAGUGUGAUACACUCACAUGUUAUCUUGCAGCUCAGGCAUGUUUCACCUACACUGCACAUCCAGCAUCAUUCAACCCCAAACUGGAGCUGAACUACACCUUCGAGGGGGAUGCUGGGAGGAGGAAGCCUCGCGUUCUGGGUUCGUCUCGGGGGAAACUGGAGCUGCCCGGGCGAGGGAAGGAAAUCUGUAUCGACACCCAGCUCCGACUUCUGCCUGACGUCAGAGACAGGCUGCACAACAUCCCCGUCUCCGUCACCGUGGCUCUGUUGAGCUCCGCGCAGACACGCAGGACGAGCAAAGACCUGCCCAACGUCGCUCCUGUCCUCAACCUCUACGAGCGGAGGAGCACUGUCUCCGAGGUUGUCCUGAUGAACAGGGGCUGUGGCAGCGAUAACGUUUGCCAAAGUAACCUGCAGUUAGAGUACAAGUUCUGCUCCCGAAAAACACAAAAUGGCCGCAAUGUGUUCAAGUCAUUGGCCAGGGAGGACGGUGUCGCAGUCAUUACUCCGUCGGAGGAAGACACAGCCUUAGAAAUAACCGUGACUAACAGAAACGGGGACGACGCUCAUCAGAGUCACUCAAUCAUCGUGCUCCCAAGUACUCUGCAUUACUCCUCCAUUAUCUACAACACCGCAGCAGAAACACAAAUGAGUUGUACUGCCAAUGAAAAAGGAACAUUGAUAGACUGUGAGCUUGGAAACCCGCUCCAGAGAGACGCUGACGUUACUUUUUAUGUCGUGCUCACGACGACCGGCAUUUCACUGAGUACAACGUAUGUCAACGUCACCUUGCAACUUGUAACGACAAGUGUGCAGACCAUUCAACCAGUUGAGGCAUUAGCCAAAGUGGUUUUCGAGCUGGAGCUUCAAGUGUACGGACUGGCCAGGCCUUCCCAAGUGUCACUUGGUGAGAAGGUGAUGGGUGAAAGUGCCAUAAAGGCAGUGGAUGAAAUUGGAACCCGGGUUCAAUAUCAAUUCAGGAUAGCCAAUUUGGGCAGACCGCUGAAAUAUUUUGCCAAUGCAUCGCUGAACAUCAACUGGCCGAAGGAGAACUCUGUAGGAAAAUGGCUUCUGUACUUGUCUCAAAUCACCAGUGAAGGUGUGCAGUCUGUCUCCUGCUCACCCGUGGAUGAGGUCAAUCCACUCAAACAUGUAAAGGGUUGGCACGAGCCGUCAAGAAAAAGACGGGAAGCCGAACACGAAGCCCUCUCCACCGAUGGAUUCUCAUUUCUAUCGACAAAGAGGAAACACACAACGUUGACGUGCUCUGAUGGGCUGAGGUGUGUGGAGGUACGCUGCCCUCUGGUGGGUCUGGACAGUGAUGCAGUGAUGGUCCUGCACGCACACCUCUGGAACACCACUUUGACCGAGGAUUACAGCUCUUUGAACUAUCUUGACAUUGAUGUGGAUGCCACCAUCACUUUGACGGACUCUCCAGAGAAUAUUGAACUUAAACCUGAGAAGCCUGGCACAAAGGUAAAGCUGACGGUGUUUUUUGAGAGAAAGACUAAAUACUUCACCAAAGUCGCCUGGUGGAUCAUCUUCCUAACGGUCGUUGCUUUGCUCCUGUUGCUGGCGGGUUUGGGCUUUUUGUUGUGGAAGCAUAAAUGCCUCAACUGUCUUGCACAUAAGACGCCCUCACACAACGAAGAUCCAAACACAGAGACUGCUCCUCUAAAAGGCCGAGAGGAGAAAGAAAGGGGGCGCUGAUGCCUCCUGCCCUGUCCACAUGUACACGGGUAUUUUUUUUUUUUUUUAACAGGGU